CGGGUCCUCGCGGUGCCGUGGUUCGUGUGGAAAGUUUACCGACUCGGGUGCAAAGUUUCAACCGUCUGCAAAGCAGAGCUCGUCGGCAGAGGAGUCAGGGAUAUGCUGGUGACGUCCUCCGGGUUUUCACACGGUUCCUAGAAGCCUGUAACUCCCAUGAUUUCCGCUCUUUGGAUGUAGCUGCACCCGGAGGACACCGUGAAGCCUUAUCUCUCUGUGAACUUGAAUCGACGAGGCUCACCAGGAAGCGAAAAUGGCCUGCGGACCCAACCGUGUCCGGUUGCUAUGUAUGCUCGCACUGACUUUCGGCUUCUUCGUCGUCGAGGUGGUGGUCAGCCGCAUCACCUCGUCCCUCUCGAUGCUCUCGGACUCCUUCCACAUGCUGUCGGACGUUCUGGCGCUGGUCGUGGCUCUGGUCGCGGUGCGGUUUGCCGAAAGAACCCACUCGACCAAGAAAAACACAUUCGGAUGGAUCCGAGCGGAGGUGAUGGGGGCUCUGGUCAACGCUAUCUUUCUCACGGCGCUGUGCUUCACCAUCGUCCUGGAAGCCAUCGAGCGCUUCACCGAACCCCAAGAGAUUGAUACUCCUAUGGUGGUGGUCUGGGUCGGCGCCGCGGGGCUCCUUGUCAACGUGCUGGGGCUCUUGCUGUUCCACGGACACGCCGGGGGAGGACACUCCCACGGGGGAGGACACUCUCAUGGGGACAAGGGGAAAAAGGGGAAAACGGGGAAACCCAAAAAGCUCCAGAACAGUGGGGAUGGGUCAGCGGCGGAGGAGACCAACAACCUGGUGGCGAGUCACAGCAGUCCGGGUGAUGGCAGGUCAAAAACCGAUGUCAGCAGUAAAGACAACCUGGAGGUGCAGAUGAACGGCAACGCCCAGUUCGACGACGACCAGGACUCGUCGGCGCAGCUCAACAUGCGUGGCGUCUUCCUGCACGUCCUGGGCGACGCGUUGGGUUCCGUCAUUGUAGUGGUCAACUCCCUCAUUUUCACGUUCGUGUGGAAGCCGUGCACCGACAAGAACUGCGUGAACCCCUGCGUCAGAAACCGCGAUGGAGACCUCCAGGCCGUUAAUCAGACGGGUACAGCGGAGAUAGCGGGCCCCUGCUGGGUGCUGUACCUGGACCCCACGCUGUGCAUCAUCAUGGUGUGCAUCCUGCUCUACACCACCUACCCGCUGCUCAAAGAGUCGGCUCUCAUCCUGCUCCAAACCGUGCCCAAGCAAGUCAACAUCAGACGGCUCAACGAGCGGCUGCUGAGCCUGGACGGCGUGCUGGCUAUCCACGACCUGCACAUCUGGCAGCUGGCUGGCAGCCGGAUCAUCGCCACCGCACACAUCAAGUGCCGCGACCCCACGUCCUACAUGGAGGUGGCCAAACGCAUUAAGGACUUCUUUCACGACGAGGGCAUCCACGCCACCACCAUCCAGCCGGAGUUCGUCACCUUCAGCUCCCAGUCGCGGGACUCCCUGUGCGAGCUGUCCUGUCGGACUCAGUGCGCCCUCAAGUUGUGCUGCGAGUCUGCAGACAAACAGAAGGGUGGCGUUGACCCAACAGCAGCAGCAACAGCGUCCUCAGCUGUGGACGUCGUUAUUGAGACCCCGGAGCAGACCACUGUCAUCCAGGUGUCUCAGACUGAUGCGAAGGCAGCCGUCCGCAAAGAGGUGGAGUCGUCGCUGUGAAACGAAAUGCACAGGCGAAGCAGCACGGUUCUGACGCUCGUCGUCUUUUUCACGGACCUCAUCUCCAGGACUGGAGCGACGCCUGCGCGACUGUCCGUCGUUUUUAGCAUCUCGUCGUGAUGUGUAACCUCAUCCUAAUGGUGUCGGGGGGUUUUUCUGUGCCAAAGCUUCUCGCUGCAGAACCGAGGGGACAAACGGACGAGUUGUGAAGACGAGCCUACGGACCUUCUGGUAAAAUGAGUCCUCGUUGUUUUGCGUGGGCUUUGAUCAAAUCUAUUUUCUUAUCCUUUUGGCUGCAAGUGGAAUAGUAUUGUAUUUCAUAAUAAUUUAAGUAUUUAAGUUAUUAGAAAUGAUUUAUCUUUCUGUAGAUGCUGUUUUAUGAGAUUUAGUUUAAAUGAUACAGAAGGAUUUUUUUUUUGUCCAGGAGUUUAUUUGAAUAAAAAAAACAAAAAACAGAAAUGUUUUAGUGAUCUAUUUUCAGAUUUGAUGUUUUUCUAAAGAUCUUGUCGUUGGACUUUCCUCUGGCCUUGACGCAGACACCUCUCACCUCGCCUUUUAAAGACUCUGCUGUGGUUUAUGACAAUGUUUUGUAGUCGGUUUGAGGAUUUCUUGCAGUGGUAGGUUUGGACAUUUUUAAGCCUCACUGGCUUGAAGUGAGUCUGUUGUGAAGAGGCAUGUGCCGGUAAGACAGCAAAAACUUUUGCAGUUUCACAGUCUCACAAUAAAACGGCAAAGCUCAGUCUUUUUAACUUUAUUUAAAACAAAAACAACAA
Molecule: messenger RNA, 2457 nt
Organism: Poeciliopsis prolifica (blackstripe livebearer)
Lineage: Eukaryota; Metazoa; Chordata; Actinopteri; Cyprinodontiformes; Poeciliidae
Gene: slc30a1a
Product: solute carrier family 30 member 1a
Biological process (GO): zinc ion transmembrane transport; detoxification of zinc ion; intracellular zinc ion homeostasis
Cellular component (GO): membrane; endoplasmic reticulum; Golgi apparatus
Molecular function (GO): zinc ion transmembrane transporter activity; calcium channel inhibitor activity
Source: RefSeq, a predicted model, not a curated record